AGGACAACAGGAAGUAAAUUCCCUCUGCUGUCAAAGGGAGACGCUGAAGCGGUGGGUAGUGUGGGAGGCAAAACCCAUUUGGAUUAUUUUCACAUCAGUGCGUACGAAUUAGUUCGUUUAUUGGACGAAGUAACGCGUAAUCAGCUAACUACAGCUGUGUUUUUUUGAAAGAUCAAGAUCUGUGGUGAGUCCACCGGCUUUCAUGCUAGGUAGCAUAACGCCGGCGGCUAGCGUCCAACAAUGCUACAGUUAGCUAGCUUAAGUAAGCUAGUUCAGUGAAAUACGCGAAGCCUGCAGUCGUGGGUGAAGAGGGAGUGGAGAAUGCUGAAAUGAUUCAGCCUACCACAAAGUACCGACAAUCUUAACCGGCAUUUACAGCAGAUAUGUUCUGUGUUGAAACUACUACUCAUCAGUUUCCCGGCAGGGUGGAAAAGUCACUGUUCUGUGUUGCAAUGAGGAGCAGCAGAGUCCAGCUCUGACAGCUCAGAGAUAUGAACUCCGUUUCCCCCAGUGCAGCGCAGUACGUAGGGGGGGUGAUGCAGGAUGAGCCGGUUGAGAGCCGAAGGAAGCAGCCCCUGGAGCGGCAGGGCAGCUUUGGUCCCAGACCGCCACAGGCACCAGAUCCAAGCAGAGAGGCAACUGGGGAGCCUGACGAGAUGGACAAACUGAAAGCCAAACUGGUGUCAGCAUGGAACAACGUCAAAUAUGGUUGGACCGUUAAAUCCAAAACGUCUUUCAACAAGAUAUCACCAGUCACUGUCCUGGGACACUCCUAUCUGCUCAACAGUGAAGAGGAGGUGGAGCGGUUUCGUCUGGCUUUCGUGUCCAGGAUUUGGCUGACCUACAGGAGAGAGUUCCCUCAGCUGGAGGGCUCCACCUGGACCACAGACUGCGGCUGGGGCUGCAUGUUGCGCAGUGGGCAGAUGCUGCUGGCCCAGGGACUCCUGGUCCAUUCGAUGCCCAGAGAUUGGACCUGGCCGGAUGCUCAACAGCUCACUGAUGUGGACUUUGAGGUGCUCAGACCGCGUUCUCCAGCCCGGGCUGGAGGGGUCCCCAUCCCCUCCUUUGGUUCUCCACGAGGAUCCAACACCCCUGAAAAAACCUUGCCAAGUGAUCAGGCACCCAAAUGCAUCCAGAAAAAAAGACCUGAAUCUGUGAGGGACAGGCAGGCAGAGCCCAUCCAUCACAGGCUGGUCAUCUUGUUCGGGGAUCAGCCCUCAGCGCCUUUUGGGAUUCACCAGCUGGUCGAAAUUGGCAAAAGUUCAGGGAAGAAGGCUGGUGACUGGUAUGGCCCCUCUAUAGUGGCACACAUACUACGGAAAGCAGUAGCCAAAACAUCUGCAGUCCACAGUCUGGCUGUAUAUGUGGCUCAGGAUUGUACAGUGUACAAAGAGGAUGUGGUGCGUCUAUGUGACCUGUCUCUAAGCCAGGCUCCUCCUGAUCCAUCCAGCCCAGCUUGGAAGUCUGUCAUCAUACUGGUCCCUGUGCGGCUCGGAGGGGAGGCCCUCAAUCCGUCCUACAUCGAAUGUGUCAAGCACAUCCUAAAGUUGGAAUGUUGUAUUGGAAUCAUCGGAGGCAAACCGAAGCAUUCACUUUACUUCAUUGGCUUCCAAGAUGAGCAGCUGCUGUAUCUGGACCCUCACUACUGCCAGCCUGUGGUGGAUGUGUCGCAGGUCAACUUCUCGCUGGAGUCAUUCCAUUGUAGUUCUCCCAAAAAGAUGCCCUUCAGUCGCAUGGAUCCCAGCUGUACCAUCGGCUUUUAUGCCAAAAACAAGAAGGACUUUGAGUCUCUAUGUUCUGCUGUUACUGAGGCCCUGUCAUCAUCAAAGGAGAAGUACCCCAUCUUUACCUUCGUAGAGGGCUGUGGUCAGGAUUAUGGACUUGAAGGCCACAGCAGUAGUAACAGUGGACCUGCAGCCCACAUUCUGCCCCCAGGCAAACUGAGCAGGAGUAACAACAGGAGGAACAGUGAUGAGUUUGUCUUCUUGUAAGCAGGAUGCUCUCUCCAGUUUCACCCAUAGGGGGCAGAAGAGGACAUGUCCUUUCCUUUCAAAGGGAAGGACUCGAUUCUGCUGAUUGUGCAGCUGCAAGGUGAACUUGACGCUUUGUAUUUUUUUUUUUUUAUCACCUUCGCUGGUCAACAGAAAUAAAAUCUUUAUUGCUUCUGUCAUCACCUUUGUGUGGAUGGGUAUUAUAAGCUAACAGGCAUUAAUGGGUUCUGACAGGAGCAUUAUUUUACUGGGAAAAGGCAUGAUUUCAAAAUGGAUCAUGGUUAGAAAUGUUUCAAGUACUUGAAGUGUUUUUGGUUCAUGUUAUCAGACACCUAAAAAGCCUCAAAGUUGAUGUGUGAGCAAAAUCAAAAGCACUCUGAAGUACUCCAAUUACACUCAGCUACUGUGUUCUUGUCCUGGUAUGAAUUGGACGGUAAUGUUUGGUCGACAUGUUAUUCAACUUGCUUAUUGGUCAGGUAGGUGGAGCAUUGCCUGAUAAUGUUUGACUUGUAUUAUACCAUCUGCUGUAUAUUUUAUUUUCCAUUCUUUACAGUUAUUUAUCAGGUUUAUGAACGUGAGGUUGCCUGUGAGUGUGUGUGAGUGUGGCUUAGUGUACUUUUUUUGUCUUUUGAUUAGUGUAAUGAUGUAUUUAGGAGUGUGACGUGUUGGGUUUAACAGAGGUUUCAAGUUCUUCCAGGAGCAUCUAGAGCAGAUAUAAGUCACUCAGUCUUACCUGAAUAAUACACAGAUGACCUUUGAAAGACUCCCAAAUCUGUUGUGACAGGACUCAGGCUGGGGAUGAAGAGAAAAUGAUUCCUUCAGUUGGAGUUGAAUGUGCAUCUCCACCUGUUAAACUGUGGCUUGUCUCCUGAAGGAGUAUAAUAAAGUUAUCAGGAUAUAUUUGCAAAGUAAAACCCAGAACAGCACUUUUUGACUUCAGUUAAGGGUCUUUUUUUUCUUGAAAAAGUCACACAGUCAAUACGAAUGACCCAAACUGAAUGGAGUUUUUGUCUGAUGUUCCAGCUUCUGUUUUGUUUGUCCUUUUUUAUGUGAAGGCCACUGCUGCAAGUUGCACUACUACUGUUGUAAGGUUUGUUGUCCUGAUUAAACUUCAAACACUGGAAUCAC
Molecule: messenger RNA, 3119 nt
Organism: Scatophagus argus
Lineage: Eukaryota; Metazoa; Chordata; Actinopteri; Scatophagidae
Gene: atg4da
Product: autophagy related 4D, cysteine peptidase a
Exons: 12
Coding region: 492-1991 (499 amino acids)
Molecular function (GO): protein-phosphatidylethanolamide deconjugating activity
Source: RefSeq, a predicted model, not a curated record